AUGUUCUUUCAUCUUACUUUAGAACAUGAGAUUUCAUUACAUCCUAAAUAUUUUGGUCCAAACUUGAUGGAUACAGUAAAACAGAAACUUUUUAAUGAAGUUGAAGGAACAUGUACAGGAAAACACGGUUUUGUUAUUGCUGUUACAACUAUUGACUCAAUUGGUCAUGGCAUGAUUCAACCAGGGCGUGGAUUUGUCACAUAUUUCGUUAAGUAUAAAGCAAUCGUUUUUCGCCCAUUCAAAAAUCAAGUAAUGGAUGCAAUUGUUACACAAAUUAAUAAAGUCGGAAUUUUUUGUGAAAUUGGACCAUUAUCUGUUUUUAUCUCACAACAUUGUAUCCCCCAAGAUCUCAAAUUUGACACUAUUAAUGAUAUUCCAUGUUUUAAAAAUGAUGAUGAAACAAUUGUGAUAAAAAUUGAUGAUGAAAUAAGAGUUAAACUUAUUGGUACCCGAGUAGAUGCUUCUGAUAUUUUUGCAAUUGGUACAUUAAUGGAUGAUUAUCUUGGUUUAGUUUCAACCGAAUAA
This is a messenger RNA of Strongyloides ratti, 525 nucleotides long. RefSeq names its product DNA-directed RNA polymerase II subunit RPB7. The transcript is spliced from 2 exons. Gene Ontology annotation, molecular function: single-stranded RNA binding; single-stranded DNA binding; translation initiation factor binding. Gene Ontology annotation, biological process: transcription initiation at RNA polymerase II promoter; positive regulation of translational initiation; DNA-templated transcription. The coding region runs from base 1 to 525 and encodes 174 amino acids. NCBI's taxonomy places the organism in Eukaryota, Metazoa, Nematoda, Chromadorea, Rhabditida, Strongyloididae. The record is from RefSeq and is a predicted model, not a curated record. Gene Ontology annotation, cellular component: P-body; RNA polymerase II, core complex.